AUGUCUGACUACCUUGCUCAUUUACCUGUGGAGGGUUAUCAACCAUUGAGGUUUGACUUUCCAGAUGAAGACAUCAUAUUUAUCAGAGAUUACGUUAUUCCAGGCCCCAAGGAAGGCCCUGAACUAGGAUCGCGAUGGACGCUCAUGUUCAACGGUGCUUCCAAUGCUCGUGGUCAUGGAAUAUGCACAUUUAUCACUUCUCCAACUGGCUUUCACCUUCCAUUUACCGCUAGAUUAUGCUUUGACUGCACCAACAAUAUGACAGAAUAUGAGGCAUGUAUCUAUAGUAUUGAGGCGGCCAUUGACUUAAGGAUUAAAAUUCUUGAAGUAGAUGGAGAUCCAGCUCUGGUAAUCAGUCAGGUAAUGGGUGAUUGGGAGACUCAGGAUAGCAAGUUAAUUCCUUCUAAAGAGGAUAUCAGAAAACUGAUGCUCUACUUUAAUGAAAUCUCUUUUCAUCAUAUCCCUGGGGAAGAAAAUAAGUUGGUAGAUGCUCUAGCUACAUUGGCCCUCAUGUUUAAGGUCAAAUGGAAGAAUGAAUCACCUGCUAUCCAUAUUGACCACCUGGAUGAACCAACACAUUAUCUAGCAAUCGAGGCAUAUUCUAAUGAUAAGCCUUGGUUCUAUGACAUAAAGACAUUUUUGGAGAAACAUCAAUAUUCUGAUGGUAUAUCUAUUAUUGACAAGAAAGCUUUGAGAAGACUUUCCUCCAAGUUUUUCUUGAACGUUGAUGUGUUAUAUAAGAGGAAUCAUGAUUUCGUGCUGCUCAAAUGCGUGGAUAGACACGAAGCAAGCACAAUCAGAAAAUAUAUACAUGAAGGUUGCAAGGGUGUACAUGCGAAAGGUCAUGUUAUAGCCAAGAAGAUCCUCUGA
Lathyrus oleraceus (garden pea) is the source of this 870-nucleotide messenger RNA. RefSeq lists its product as uncharacterized. Bases 1 to 870 code for a protein of 289 amino acids. The record is from RefSeq and is a predicted model, not a curated record. The transcript has a single exon. Lineage: Eukaryota; Viridiplantae; Streptophyta; Magnoliopsida; Fabales; Fabaceae. Gene Ontology annotation, molecular function: RNA-DNA hybrid ribonuclease activity; nucleic acid binding.